Molecule: messenger RNA, 2194 nt
Organism: Aspergillus pseudotamarii
Lineage: Eukaryota; Fungi; Ascomycota; Eurotiomycetes; Eurotiales; Aspergillaceae
Exons: 1
Coding region: 355-1827 (490 amino acids)
Source: RefSeq, a predicted model, not a curated record
GAUGAUUGUCUGCUCUUAGUUAUCUGAUAUAUCUCACCUAUAUCCGUCUCACUCUUUGACGUUCUUGUCUUCCCUCACUUGCGACCCUCCCCCCCUACUUUCGUCUCUGGUCCUUCUAUGUUAAUUUUUUACUGCUUUUGUUCACACACUCAUUUGUUAUCGUUGAUGAUACCGUGAGUGUAUCAUCUUUCUUAUCCGGUGACAUAUAUCAUUAUUAUCGUCGCCGUCCUGACCACCUCAUUGUCGCGGACUCGAUCAUUAACAGCCCAUCUACUUGCCAUUCUUUCUUAUAAUAAUCAGCUUGAUCUCCUUUCAACUUGGUCCUGGUGAACCCCGGACACAGCGGAAGAAACUAUGUACGACACCGCCGGGCCUAUUCGUUUGGAUUAUAUCAACCAACAGCACCUACCACGGCGGUACGAGUCGGACGAGGAGGAUAUCUCGGAGUCCGAAAUGGGGGGACACGACAAUGCUUUCUCUCCUCUGGAGGCCUAUGAACCGUCAAAUCCUGAUAUCAACGAGUCGGAGAUCGAGCGGCCCGGCUUUCCUCGGUUACUGCCUACAUAUUCAUCCUCCGGGAAAACGUCGCGCCCCGUAUCAAUGGACACCAUCAAACGAAGCAGUGCAACGACAUUUGUAGCAGACUCGUAUAUUUUCGAACAUGAUGACGACGUCAUCAUUGAGCUUCCGUCCCCUGACGCUACAUCUCCCCUACAAUCUCCAAUCUUCUUGCCCCCAAGUGUAUAUGUUCCAUCGGAAUCACCUGUAUCGACGAGACCUCAGUCUCUCGCCUCUACAUCAUCGGCAUCGAUGUAUUCUGAUGAUGAAGAUUCGGACCUGCUCGUAGCAGAGCAGGUCAAGAUCGUUGAACCAAUUGCAAAGCCUAAUCUAAUCCUAAUCAGCCCAGUUUCUGAACACUCACCCUCCCCUUUUAAGGACUCGACGCCUAAACCUAAUACUACCAAGGAUAAUUCAAACGAGAGCAGCCCUCAGGGGGUGUACUCGCAUCGGCGGGCAGCAGCCUCCCAGCCCUUACUAUGGAACAAGUGGGAUCAACCCCCCGCGAGGAAUGAAGCAUUAAAACGGGGCAGCAUGCAUCUGACCACCCGCGAUCUUGACCGAUUACCCAUGGUGGCAUCGGGUCCCAUCGUCAGCUCACCAGUCGAGGUGCCCGAGCUGCCCUCUCCGAUGACACUGCCGAUGCACUCGAUGACAUUCCCACGCCCCGCAACUGCUGUGUCUGAGAAGGUCUCUUCAGAGGGGUACUCUCGUCGCCCUACGGAUACUCUCCGCCGCCCGCCAUCGAUCAAGAGUCUGAGCAGCGCUAGUCUUCCAUUUUUUCAUAGCCGUCAAGCUCCUACCAGCGCUGAGGCUGACUCUCGGACACGGUCCAUGUCUUACACACAUUCGAGUGCCAAAUCUGUGCAUGGAUUGCCAUUGCAGUCAAGCUGCCCGCCAUCUCGUACCUCUAGCCCUUCUCCAUAUUAUUCCUCACCUUCUUUCACUCGUGAACGAUCUGGUUCCACCUAUAGCACUUCCAGCUUUAGUCGCGCCCCCACACCACUCCGACAGCCACUGAAGAAAACCUCAACUUCUUCUAGCAUUUACUCAUCCAGCAGUCUCCGGUCUGAGGUAGAGAGCGUCCGCAGCCUGGACCCACGGGAUGUGGCUGAGACCGAUUUCCAGCAAAAGGUUAAGCGAAAGAAGAGUCUGCGACUUAUGCGGCAGUCCACACUUGAACCUUCCGACCCGUCUGGGAAAAAGAGCUUCAUGGAGUUUAUGUUCGGAUCCAAGCGGAAGUCCACCAUCAAAAGUCUUAAUGCUUAAUUUCCAGAAAGUGACAACGAUUCCCUGUUCUCAAUCUUUCGAUCAUUGCUUCUGCCUUUCCUACUUCUACCCUCCUUUGGCGGAAGAAUUUGUUCAUUGAUACCUACACUUGUUUUCCUGUCACUAUUUUGUUUUCCCUUUACUAUACUAUACACGGAUUGUCCAGCGGUUCCUGUUGAGCGUUCAAGGCGUUGGGGGUUUUUUUUUGAUUUCAUCAUUCUACGGCGGCGGGUUUCUUGGCUCAAACUUGGACUUUUAUUUCACUCCGUUUGAUAUGGACCGAAUCCACCUUUUGUUGAAGACAUUUCUUUUCCUGUAUCAUAAUGCCGAAGAGUUCAUUCACGGUACCUCCUGGAGUGGGCCGAAC